This is a messenger RNA of Acytostelium subglobosum LB1, 612 nucleotides long. RefSeq lists its product as hypothetical. The coding region runs from base 1 to 612 and encodes 203 amino acids. The record is from RefSeq and is a predicted model, not a curated record. Gene Ontology annotation, molecular function: lipid binding. Gene Ontology annotation, cellular component: ERMES complex. Gene Ontology annotation, biological process: mitochondrion organization; phospholipid transport. The transcript is spliced from 2 exons. Lineage: Eukaryota; Evosea; Eumycetozoa; Acytosteliales; Acytosteliaceae.
AUGUCAUUAAAGAUAUAUUGGGAGAGGAUCAAUGAGAAGCAAUCGAUAAAGGCAAAGGACUACCUGAAUAGGAUCUUUGCCUCUAUCAACAAACCAGAUAUCAUCGGUCGCUUUGAGAUCACAAGUCUAUCACUGGGGUCAAAGCCUCCUAGCUUCGAGAUCAUUAGCAUUGCAGACCCAGACCCAAACAUCGUCACUCCUAUAAGACCAAGCAACAGUAUCGAGGCACGAGUCCGAUUCUCAUACGAUGGCGAUGCACACUUUAUGCUAGAAGCUGAGCUUCUUGUCAACGCACCAACGCCCAAGUUCAUCAUCUUCCCCAUCUCAAUCAAAGUAUCAAGCCCUCACAUAUCAGGCAUUGCAUCUGUAAUAUAUGAUGAAGAGAAUGUAUGUUUCUGUCUUUUACCAUCUGGGAAUAUAGAGGACGAUCAGAAGGGUCCAAUCAAAGAUCUAAAGGUGGAGGCACAGCUUGGUGAUGCAUCUCAACAUGUACUCAAUGAUUUGGAUAAGCUCAUCAACUUUGUUACAGACGAACUGCGAGAGAUCAUUAGACAACGACUAGUAUACCCAAACAGAAUCAACAUACCUAUUAAAGAUAAUACUAUGGUGUAA